CCCCUGCAUUAUUAUUAUUAUUAUUUUUACAGCAGACCCUCUCGUUAUCAUACGGCAAUGUUAUUUUAAAAAUACAUGUUGAUUUAGGAAUUUCGUUUUUUAGGUAAAAUACUCCAAAAACCCUACAAAGUAUUCCAAAUCCAAAAAUCUUCUGUUACAAAAUUUUAUGAAUCAUUAUCAUGAUCAGUAGUAUCUGUAUUAGUAUUAUUAGUAGUAGUGUCUUUGUUGUUACUGCAAGUAAUUCAAGUAGCGUAGUUGAAAAUGUAUCAAUAAUGGAUGAUCAUUUCUUCUUCACAUUUGCUUUUUUGAUUUUAAAGAAAGAGUGGCAGUUUUGGCUGGAUGGGGGUGGGAUGGGGGUUACAUGUCUCUCACUCUGCUUCCAUAACACACCUCCUGCUCUUGUACCCCCCACCCCCCACACCCAACUCUCUCACACACACCCAUACUCACACAUUUACAGACGUCCACACUCAGAUCUCUCCCACCCAAUCCCGCCUCUUGCAUGUGCCCUCCUCCAUUAAGCCCCUCCUGUAUCUGCUGCUCUCCUGUCCUCUAUUUUCCUCCUGAUGACAAAAUGAAUUUGCAUAUUUUUCCCAGGCAGCGCUCAUUAGAAUGCAUAAACCAGCCGCUUCCCUAGCUCCAUAGCCGGCUAUAGCUUUCUGUCGUGGCAUCUCCUGAUGCAAAAUGAGACUCAGACAGGCAGCAUCACAGGCAGACAUGUGGCCUUAGUCUGGGUUGUGAUUGGCAUUUGGAAUCAGUUCGCCCUCUCCUGCCUUAAUUCAUGGAUAAGAAUAAACUAUGUGUCAGCCAUUUUCUUUGUUUCGGUAAAAAAAAAAACUGCUGAAGAGAAACAAUUAUCCUACCUAUUUCAUCAGUCAAUGCUUGUUGAAAUAAUUAAUUAUUUCUGAAUUACUUAUGAUAAAAUUGACUUCACUGGGCCUUAAACUGUUGGCUAAACUAUAGUUUGAAAAAUCUAAAUAAAUAUGGCCAUUUUUUUUAUUUACAUCUAAUUGAGCACAUCCACAUACAAGACAAGGUCUGUAAAUCAGAUUGCAUCAUCGCCAGUUUAUGCUUCAAAUAUUAAGAUCAUGGUGGAGAGAUUUUAAUUUUGCCUUUGUAAUGCAUGCCCGCUGCUCCUAUUUUUACAAUUUCAUGUUUUGCCUAUGAUGGAACAAGAGUUCAGGUCACUAACCCAGUGCUAACUACUCAUAAUUUUAUCGUUGACUUACUUCAAUAAUGGAUAAGGUUUCAUCCCGACAUCACCUAUGUUUUUAACAGGGUAAGGUGCACCUGUACCUAUUCCCAGUAACGGACUAAGACUUAUCAUUACGACACAAUUUAAAAGUGAUGCACAUCGUGAAUUGAUACAAAAGUCAAUCAAACGCUUUGCAGGUUUGUGAAAUGGACACAAGAAAGGUCAUACCCAGCAGUGAUAGGUGAGAUCUGUUGCUGACCAAGCAAACAGAUGCAUUAAUACAUAAGAAAUAACUUCUUUUUGGCAUUUCCAUAUAGUUACUUCUCUAUAUGAAAUUAUUUAAUGAGACUAAAUGAUGACAAUUAUACAGUAGCCUAUAUUAGUUAGUUAAUGAAUGAUUAUACUCACAAGUUCAUUGAAACAAGAACAAACUGCAUUAAAAGCCUUGACUUGUUUGGAUAUGGCUGUUAACAUUGGGUCACAAUAAAAUGAGUGGCCUUCUCAAGUGUCAAGUAUCUAUUCAGAAUGAAAGGAUGUGGUUAAAAAAAAUCUUUUUCAGUAUACUUAACAGUGUAUCUGGGGAUGGGAUGGGGAUGGGGAUGGGGAUGGGGGCUGCGAAGAUACCACAGGCUUGAACAGAUAUAAAUACACAUAGGGGAAGUGCAAUUAGCAAGGUAGAUUCAUAUUUUAUAAUAGACUCACUAAAAAGAGAGAUCUCCUGUGGGCUUAAGUUUUUGCCAAAUUUCUCAGAUUUGUCAAAAAAACUGCUACUAACUAUGACCAGAGUUGAGCAUAUGCUCUCUGAGACUGUGUGGUAAUUGCAGAUAAGACCCUGGUGUGCUUAAAGGAGAAUAUGAAGUCAAUGAAAAAAAAUACACAGAAGGGUCGUACUGAGCAAGAAACAUUUGAAAAAAGAAGAUAACAGGGUGUGUAAUGCCAAUUUUUUGCACUGAUCAUAACAUGGUGUCUCUUUGUCGAUCACCAUCUCUGCAAGGGAUAGAGGCUCAUAAGUAAACAUAGGUAUAUGACAGUUUGAAAUGAGUGCCCUCUAAAAUUAAAAGUUGUGUAUUGUUGGUGGAAAUACUGAAAAAACAUUGUGCGAUACAGUCAGUGGAGUGUCAAAUCUCUAAUGGAGUCCCAAAUAGGAAAAGCUCAGUUAUUGUAUGGUAAUUAUAGUACAGACUGUAAACUGAAUUGGAAGUAUGUUUUGACUAUAACUCCUCACCAAAUUCUUUAAAAUACCAUAUCAAGUGCAUAACAAUCCCGUAUGGAAUGUGCGUCUGUGUCCUCAAUCACUUACAUGUGAUUUUGCAAUGUUCUCCCAGUGUAUAUUCAAAGUCAUAAUUUGCAAAUAACCUCACGUGUAUUAAGGAGAAUGGACAAUGGAGCAUGUUGAUGAAGAGGAGGACAGGCCAUCCAACACGGUCGCACAGCAGUUUACAGCCGCCCGGUUCACCGACUACAGGCGCUCCACGUUGUCUCAUUCAUUUAACUUGCCUACUGUACACUGUGCUCAACGUAGUGAAUUCAAUACUAUGGCAAACACACUACACUACUACCAGCUCCAGCAUGCUCGGGCAGAAAUAUUUUUGUAUCCACGCGCCUCGGAAAACUUCAGUGACGUUUCACAAAAGACAGCCAAUAGGACUUCGUCUUCUAUUAGGACAAUGAAAAGCCUCCAUCCAAUGAAAGGAGCGCCAGACCGGACGCUGGCCAAUGGCGUUUGAGCCCCGCCGAGAGUAAUGUUAGAGAGCUGAAGACUGAAGACACUGCGUAUCGCCUCUGUUCCCUCACACACAGCCAUUGCAGAGCAUUGAGAUCCAGCGAUAGUCCCUUGGUAAGUAUCACACACGCAAAUAUGAAGUGUUCCUCAUGAUGAAAAUGACGAUAACAUUUAAUGAUAUCGAUGUAAUUUGUUCGCUGCGAUUGAGUGUAACAUCUUCGAAUGCUAGAAAAUGAUUUUGUAGUGAAGAACUAUUAGAGAAAAACAACAAAAAUAGCCGGCUCUAAGCAGGUAACGUUACAGUGCCCUGCCUGUGAGUGAGUGUGGACCAGACGCUCCAUAAAAAAGGAAGAAAUAAAUAUCAAUCUUGAAGAAAUUCGACGAAAACGGUCGAUUUUGUCAAAUACGAAUAAUUCUGAAUAUUACUGCCGUGUCAUUUUUACAAAAUGGAGUCAAAUCAAACGGCAGUUAUCGCGUAAAAAUUCAGGAAUGUCUAGCGGACAACACGGUUAGCGACAAUGAAGACUUACCGUUAGCUAGCCAUUGGCAUUGCAGUGCAAUGCGAAGCUGAAUGCCUGUCAUGUGAAGAUAGCGGGUUUCUUCACAGGCAUUAAAAUUUAUGAAAACAUAAGAAAAAGAAAGACCGUCUGAAAACAUACAUGUACGUAUGUUUGUUUGCGAUAAUCCCCCCGACAAGACGGUGAAAAAAUUACCUCACGAUCUGCGCUUUACUGUAAUGGCUGACUGUAUUCGCAUAGGAGGCAAGGCAUCGAGGCAAAUGGGAAGCCGGGAAUGGGAAGAGGCGCAGUUGAGCUCAACUUUUUCUAACGGUGUUUUCUCAAAAAACAAGCCCGUAACUAUGAAAUGUAACGACGGCAAAAGAAAAUUCAACCUUUCGUCUUUCGAACGACGUAAUUGCGAAAAAUUUCCGAUGUUAUUAAGACGCUUUAAUCGGGGCUUGAAAUGAGGUAGUCGCCGCGGUCGCUCUGCCCUCUAUUGCAUGCAGUGCAAUGGCUGUGCGCUGACACAAAGAGAAGGAGCCAUAUUCUCCAUGUUAGUGGAUGAAGACGAGCGGCCAUUAGGAGCUCAUAGAAACCAAGUCAGUAGCACAGCCCGCUCAUAGACACAGUGCAGACCCAAUGUAUUACUAUACAAACCGGCUAGUGCAAUAGGAUUCAAUCGGGGAAAUAUUUUGUCAAGAUCGCCGGCUUUCUGGACAUAUUUGUCGUGAUGCAAAGCGAACUGUGGGGCGGGUGGAGACAUUUGAGGGGGACUUUCUUUCAUGAAGAAGGCAUUCUCACAAAAUGGAAGAAGAAAUAUUGCCGUCGUUGUUGACCUCCUUUUCCUCAACGAAAGCCUAUGCGCCAUUACUACUUCGGUCGACGCAGCUUUAGCAAGAGUUAUAGCGGCGUUUAAUAGGAAAACACGGCGGAGAACAUCUUUUCUAACGGUUUUUAACAUUUUUGACGAGGAUGAGGAUUUUUUUACACAUUAAGAGAAAACACAGACUUAAUGUGUAGAGUGUUAAAUCACAUCAGUUCGCAGUUUUGAGUGUUUUAUUAUCAAUAAAUACGACUUUAUGUGUAAUUUGUGUCUUUUUUGUGUCAAAGUUGUUGGAUUAAAACAUGAACAUGAAUGAACCUGGGGGGUCCCUCGAGGUCUGUUUUUAUUGUAAAUGGGGUCGGGGGGGGAUAUUUUUUGUGUUGUUUGUGUCUUUUAAAACACACGGUUCAUACUGUAUUAAAACUGUUGCGGUCCCACGGAGGACCGAGCCUUUUGCACUCGGGGAACUUGUGCAGCAACUACACGGAAAACUAAUACCCGAUACGACCUUAAUUUUAGUGUUAUAUCAGUGACGAUUGGGUUUGGUCUACUUAAAAAAUACGACAAUGGGAGUUGGCCACAGACGUCUUAGUUUAGUUUAAAUGCAAAUUAUGGAUAAUAUCCAUGAAGAUGGUCGUUUUCACAGUCUUAGCCUCCACUGUGUUGGUUCUUUUAUUUUAGCAUGUUGUUUUUUUUAAGGGUGCUAACUUUGUGCAGUUUGACAGCUGAGAGGGCGGGUCACCCGAGUAGUGCCAUCAGUAGAAAUGUUUUUUUUUUCAGUACAUCACAGGUGGCAUGUUAGAUAGGUGACAAACAUCUGCUCUUGUUACAUAUUAUUUGACAAUUAAGAAUGUUUAUUAGUGAAUUGGUUUACUUCCAUAGGAUUUUUUUUAUGCUUUUGAGAGCAGAUUAGAGUCCAUUUAUAACAGAUCUAUACUUAAAUUUCUAAAAAUUGUCUGUUUUUCGUAGAUACUGCAAUCAACAUGGGGAAAGAUCCGACCAAGCCGAGGGGCAAGAUGUCCUCUUAUGCAUAUUUUGUCCAGACCUGCCGGGAGGAGCACAAGAAGAAGCACCCCGAGGCUUCUGUGAACUUUGCCGAGUUCUCCAAGAAGUGCUCUGAGCGAUGGAAGGUAAGAGAUGACGAUUAAAUUUUAGAUGUAAUUCUUACUUACUAUAUCAAGAUAAUUUCAAUUCAGGAAACAAUGUGCUCACUUUUAAAAAUAAGCUAUCUCAAUUGACUCAUAUGGAAAAUACUUCAACCAUAUCUACAAAGCGGUGUAGGUCUCACUAACAUGUUUUCUAUCUCUGUUUCCAGACGAUGUCCGCCAAGGAGAAGGGCAAGUUUGAGGACCUGGCCAGGCAGGACAAGGCCCGCUAUGAGAGGGAGAUGAUGAACUACGUGCCGGUCAGGGGAGGCAAAAAGAAGAAGUACAAGGACCCCAAUGCCCCCAAGAGGCCCCCGUAAGUAACCAGUAGCCAAUGUUUUGAAGUGAGAUAUAGACAUUUUCCAUCUUAGUCAAGUGGAAAGGCACAGUGUUAAAGUUUGAAUCACAACUGUCAAGUUAAUUGUUUCUCAUCUUUCCUCCUCAGAUCUGCCUUCUUCAUCUUUUGCUCGGAGUUCCGCCCUAAGGUGAAAGGCGAGAGCCCUGGGUUGUCCAUUGGAGAUGUUGCCAAAAGGCUAGGUGAGAUGUGGAACAGCACCAAUUCAGAGGACAAGCAGCCCUAUGAGAAGAAGGCAGCUAAGCUGAAGGAGAAGUAUGAGAAGGUAAAGAAAAGGGCAUCUUUUGUCACCAGAUUAAUUCAUGAAAUUAUAAAUCAGGUUUGUUGUUAUCUUUUAAAUUUAGGUCUGAGUGUUAGAUUUACAUUGUAAUCUGUUUAUUGUAGGAUGUUGCAGCCUACCGUGCUAAGACCAAAACUGGUGGAGGGGCACCAGCCAAGGCCCCGGCCAAGGCGGAGAAGAGAGAUGAUGAUGACGACGACGAUGAUGAAGAAGAAGAUGAGGAGGAAGAAGACGACGAUGAUGAUGAUGACGAGUAACCGGCUAGGGACAUAUAUAGUGGUCAUUUUCUUGUUUAUAAAGCAUUUAACCCCCUUGUACACACUUCACUUACUGAAAUUAAAUACGUUAGAAUCCAAGGGGUAAAAAAAACAACAAAAAAGGCUGUGUAUAUCAGUUGUUUUUAUGCUGUACAGUUUUUUUUCCUCCUUUUUUGUAUAGUUAACACUACACACGUGUUGUAUCUGUAUCUUUCUGCCAGUCUUGUUUUUUCCAGUGAUAGUUCCUAGAUCACUAUCCUGCCUGGUACAGUGUAAAGGGGUGGGCUUACAGUUAAUACUCUAGCUAGAGGUGCACAGCACAUAAAAAAUGUUAUGAGUUAGAUCUGAGUGUUUCUCUUCUUUUCUCCUCCUUGUGUGUUUUUAUUUUAAAUGACAUGUUAUCAAAAUUGACGUAUCACGGUUGUUUUACUGAUCUUUACGUACCACUGUAAUAGCAAAAAUAAGAAAAAAAGCCUUGUUUAUUGUUGAAAUUUAAAUUGCUUCUGAUGUCAAUAAACUUUUUUUUAAUAAUUCUGUUUUUUUCCAUGGAUGUGAGGGCAAAGUUAGUCUUUUUGUGUGUUUGGUGUGAUUAAGGUUGAUGCUCAAUUAACUAAAUUAAAAGAAUCAUAAUGAAUGUCACUGGCUAUUAAAGCAAUCGAGUUUAGCAUGAAUGCUUUGUGCACAUUUGACAAAACAGUCUGCUUAGUACAUGUAAAAAUCCUAAUUCUCUGUGUUUCUGUAGGGUGAUCCUGUGCUGUAACUCGUUUCAAUCUACCACAGUUUGUCAAAUUGAGUCGACAUCAUUCUGCUGGGAGACAAAAGACAAAAAACCCAGGCCUGGAUUAGCUGCUCCCAUGAAGUAUGACUCAUCACUACAAUUGUUUACGUAUGUCGUGUGUAUUUUAGCCCAACUGUGGUAGAACGCAAACAAGCUUGUGCAGCUGGAGCUCUUUGCCCCGGUGGAGAUGCACUGAAAGUUGUGGCAUCGCUGUCAGCUCUGCAUGCCAACAUGCACCGCUGCAUGUCCCUGGUUUAUUUAGAUACAGCAGCCUCAUCUCACAUGUACUCUCAGGGUCCUAUCCAGGAUAAGAAAAAAAAUUAUAUAAGAAGGAUUAUGUGCUCUGACAAAUGCAGUGACACAAGUGUAUGGCUGGUGUGUACAAACCACUGCAAUCAAAACCUCAAAGACACACAGCUACAUAAACACACACUGUACACUGUGAUAUGAGCAGCACAGUUUCCCCACGGGAGAUAGCAGGAGGUUACCGACUGUCAGCCUGAGCAGACACAAGUAUUCAUAGAAAUGGGCAGAGCAGCACAGAAAUGCAAAAACAAAGAUGUCCUCUUAUGUGUAGUAAAUCCUCUCCUGCAUUUAAGGCAGCCUUGGCCUUCUAAAUGAGCUUUGCUUUAGACAACUGACAGGCAGACACAGGGCAGCAGCUGACCUCUGCACUGCUCUGAUAAAAAAAGAGAAGAAAAAAACAGUCAGCCCCCCCCUGAAGGUGAUGAAGCCUUUGUUGAACCCUGAUUAUUUAUUUUGUUUAGAGAUGAUGCUCCAUCUUUCUGCUCAAUUUGAAUCCAGUGAAAGGUGACAGCCCUGUUUAUAAAAUUCACCCCUACAACCUUGGGUCAUAUCAUGGAUGUGUUGUCUACAUCUGUGAAAUAGGACAGCUACACAGGAAGCUAACUUGAAGCUCUCUCACCAAACAUGUGACAGCUGCAAGCUACUGUCACUGCUCAUUAUUAUUUCCACUCUGCCUCUGUGUACAAAAUGCAAUAUGGUCUCCUUACAGUUUAAGCAGAUUGAGGCAGGCAAUGAAAAUGUGGACUGUUUACACUCAAACUCACUGGAUGGGCCAACAGAUUCAUACUGCACAGCAGAGUCUUAAAGGAGGUGAACUGUACUCAAACAGUUCAGUGCCUCGUGGCUGCUCUCAGCUGUUGAUCAGAGUCUGUAUGGGCCUGUGCAGGCCACAGUGCGCAUACAGUAUAUAGCAGGCUUAGCUACUCAGCGCCACUGCUGGCUCACAAACCCUGAUAAUCCUAGCCACCUGGUGCCCACUCUGCACACUGCCAACAAACAGUGGUCUCUGUGCGACACCUAGUGGUCGAAUAAUGCACCUGCAUCGAAACCGGUUAAACUGGAUAACACUUGGACUUGAUUUUCCAGGUGUGUGAAACUGUUACAAAAAUAAAACCUAAUUUCUCAUAUUUGAUCUGUAAAUACAUUUCAAAGGGUAAAGGUGGAGCUUUAUUUACUUUACUGACAACAUAAAAAACAGUCGAUGUAAGAAUGAUACAAUCUUAAACGGAUUAAUUUCCUUUUAACCAUAGAACAUUAUCACUAAAAUUAGCAACACCAUCAUUAUUGCAGGCUGAUUUUUACCCCAAAUAAUAAAAUAAUAUACCCAAGAAAAACUACUUGUCACCAAAAUCUAUCAAAAUAGGACAAUUCAUGACAUAUUUAAGUAGUGUUCUUUUAUUUUUAACUGUGCAAUGUCCCAAAAUUGCCAUGAGGGGACCAUAUAAAAGUGCAACCAAAAAAAAAAAAACAACCAAAAAA
Xyrichtys novacula (pearly razorfish) is the source of this 8841-nucleotide messenger RNA. NCBI's taxonomy places the organism in Eukaryota, Metazoa, Chordata, Actinopteri, Labriformes, Labridae. The record is from the annotation of a GenBank genome assembly.